AUGAAGAACGAUCUUGACAAAUGGACAUUGCACAGGGAUGGAGGUAGGAGAUGGGGAAUGCUGACAACAAAUAGUUUUGAGUCAUUCAAUGGUCUUCUUAAGUUAGCCAAGGGCCUUCCAGUUACUGCAAUGGUAAGACUCACUUACAAUCAGAUUGUGAACCGAUUUGUUACAAGAUCAAAAUUUGUCAAUCAGCUAGUACAACAAAAGCAACAAUGGAUGCCUAAACCAUUCAAGAUUUUUGAGGAUAAUCGAAAAAAGUCACAGCGUCACACACUUAUCAACUAUCACCAACAAAGGGAAAACAUAUUUGAGGUCCAGACACAUAUGCAUCAUGGCCGUGGUGGUAAUAAGCACAUUGUAAAUGCAUCACAAGGAAAAUGUCAAUGUGGUAAAUGGCAAUCAUACCAAAUUCCGUGUUCUCAUGCAAUAAAGGGAUUUGAUCAAAUUGGGUAUCAAGCAUGGGAGCAUAUGGCACCAGAAUUCUUCGUGCGUAGCUACAAAAAAGCUUACUCUGGACAAUUCAAUCCACUCGGCGAUGAAAAGUAUUGGCUUGAUAGCCCUUUUCUUAUGAUAGCAAAUAAAAAAUAUUUACGAAAAGUGGGCGUAAAUAAAAUCACCCGUAUACAUAAUGAAAUGGAUGUUCCCGCAAGUACACUCACUCUCAAGUGCUCAAUGUGCAAACAAAUAGGCCAUGAUAGGCGCAACUGUCCUUCACGAGCUCGAAACGCCUCAUAUGGUGGUAGUAGCUAA
Molecule: messenger RNA, 753 nt
Organism: Solanum tuberosum (potato)
Lineage: Eukaryota; Viridiplantae; Streptophyta; Magnoliopsida; Solanales; Solanaceae
Exons: 1
Coding region: 1-753 (250 amino acids)
Molecular function (GO): zinc ion binding; nucleic acid binding
Source: RefSeq, a predicted model, not a curated record